UUGACUGACUUGAAAGGAGUUGAACGAAGAAGGACGAAGAUGUUUGGAAUGCUAAAGAAUUCGCUUUUUGGGGCCACUGAGGAAACUGAGUACAAAUUAUUAAGCACUGAAACAAAGGACGGGGUCAGCUAUGAGGUGCGACGGUAUGACAAUGGAAAGUUCGCCACCAUAAGCUCCGAGGGACGGACGUUCGAUCAAAUGUCGGGCGAACUUGUGAGGAAGCUCCUCAUGUACGUCGGGGGGAGCAAUGAGCAAGGAGAAGCCAUGGGAAACACAAUGCCAAUCAUCUUAACCGUGUUCCCCCGGGAUGACGGUGCCAUGCUGCGACGUCUGGUUGUUGCUGUUCGGAUUCCCUCGCGCUAUCAAGUCUGUCCACCAACACCAACCGACAGCACAAUCAAAAUUGAGGAUCGGUCAGGCAUGACCGUCUACUCACUGCAAUUUGGGGGCUUCGCAGGAGAGGCAGAGUUUCGCUCCGAAUACUCCCGUCUGACGCGCACCAUCGGCGAGACCGCCCCUUAUCAGCGCAAGCAGUACUUCUGCGUGAGCUACGACCCGCCACUGAAGCCCUACGGGCGACGAAAUGAAGUCUGGCUCAUCCAGGACGAGCCCUGA
This is a messenger RNA of Sardina pilchardus (European sardine), 615 nucleotides long. Its product is annotated as heme-binding protein 1-like. The record is from RefSeq and is a predicted model, not a curated record. The coding region runs from base 40 to 615 and encodes 191 amino acids. The transcript is spliced from 4 exons. Gene Ontology annotation, molecular function: heme binding. NCBI's taxonomy places the organism in Eukaryota, Metazoa, Chordata, Actinopteri, Clupeiformes, Clupeidae.